AAGCAUUUGCUGUGGUAUUUGUGAAGGAUACUAGCCACAGCAAGCUGCUUGGAUCAAUGUAACAAUUUGCGAUACAGAAGUAUAUUUAAGGCGACUUUCUUGUGUGUUACCUGACCAGUGGAGAAUCAAUACAACGUUUUGACGCCAAACUCCUUGCUGUUGUUUCUUUAUGUCAGCGAUCAUCUGCAACAUUUAAGGAGCGGCGGGAAACAAAUAUGCCUGGUUGUGUCUGAAGCUAACUAGGAGAGAUUUCAUAGACAUGGAACUGGAUAUUACGUGGCCUGUGGAAAUGAGCCUGGUAGACAUCACCAAGAUAUUUUCCAUGCUCCAGCCCAGAGAUGAAGAAGAUGAGAAUGGGGAAAUAGGUCAGCUGAAUCAAGCAGUCUCGAAUAACGAUGACAAACUGUUAGCUGGACUUUUAUCCCAGGAGCGGUAUGCUAGAUUUAUCAAUAGCCGGAGUGGCUGGGGUGUCCCAGGGACCCCUCUACGUUUAGCAGCCAUGGGAGGCCACCUGAAAUGUCUGGAGGUCCUCCUGGCUCAUGGUGCCAAUGUGGACAGUUUGGAUGUGAAGGCACAAACCCCAUUGUUCACUGCUGUUAGUGGCAGGCAUCUAGACUGUGUCCAGGCAUUGCUCAGGGCUGGAGCUGAUCCUAACGGCAGUCGACACAACAACAGCUCACCGAUUCUGAUCGCUGCCAGAGAAGGAGAGGUGGAGAUAUUGAAGGAACUGUUGGAGCAUGGAGCAGAAGUCAAUGUCCGUUCCAAAGCACCCGACUGGGCCUCCAAUCCCUGUGCGUGCAGUGGUCCUCUCUACAUCUCUUUGGUAUAUGGACACUUUGACUGCUUUCGCCUUCUUCUUUUGCAUGGAGCUAACCCAGAUUUUAAUUGCACCGAGGAAAAGCUGCUGUCACGAAUUAAGUCGCGCAAGACUGCACUGGAGAUGUGUUUCAGAUAUGGUAGUGGGACAGAGUAUGUGCAGCUGCUCAUAGACUUUGGAGCAAAUGUUUAUUUACCCGAUCUCCCUGCAAACAAAAAUAUACACCAAAAUGACGUAUUUAAACUUAUAAAUAGUACCAGAGCUCAACCGCGAUGUUUGAUGUCACUCGUUAGGAUAACCAUCCGCAAGCAUCUGAAGCAACAGAAUGGACUUCAUUCCAUUGACCAGCUGGAUAUCCCACCCGUCCUAAAAACCUAUGUAAAACAUCAACUCUGAGCUGGCACUCCACCAUUACUGAGUUAUGUAACAUGCCUUCUGUAGUGAUGAGAUACAUUGGGCCAAAUCCCAUCUUAGUCAUGCCCACUCUUGCAACUAUAAUGUGGUCAGAUCUCAUUUGCAAGGAAGUGAGACACAGUUAAAGCAUUUCCCUUAGAAUGGUUUUGCAAUCAGCUGGAUUAUUAUAGAUAAUAGUGAUGAUUUGUGUGUUAUAUUGCAAGGUUAAUUUUCUGCCUAUGUGCUCCGCACAGGGACCUAUGGGCACAUUAGAUGUUUUUCAUCCUUUCCCACCAAAAUGUUUUUAAUUAUCUUGAAUGCAAAUUAUUAAAUUAUUGUAUAUCAUUAUUUCUCCAAUUAUUUAAAAUUAAGUCUUUGCACACUUCAACCAUCGGUGCGUUUAAUUCACAAAACAAUUUAUUAUACAAGAAACAGCUCGUGCAUGAAUCAUCACAAUUUACGUUCUCUCAAAGCGUCACAGAUCUACAACAGCCACUCACGCAACACUGAUAGACACAAAAUGCUGGAGUAACCUAGCGUGUUGGGCAACAUCUCUACAGAAAAGAAUUAUGAUGAAGGGCCUUGACCCAAAACAUCACCUAUUCCUUUUCUCCAGAGAUGCUGCCUGAUCCGCUGAGUUUUUCGAGCAUCUUGUGUCUCUAGCACCUGCCACCAAGAUAACUCUCACACCAACCUUCAAUCAUUUGGACACCACUCCACCCACCCACCCCAUCCCCUCACCCCAAACGCUGCUAAUCACCUCCCAUAAACACAAGAACUGGAGCACGACCAGGCCCAUCAAGCCUGCCCACCAUUCAAUACGAACGAUCGUGGCUGAUCUCUGGUGGCUUCAAAUCCAUUUUGAUCUGUCAAAUAUUUAUC
Molecule: messenger RNA, 2092 nt
Organism: Amblyraja radiata (thorny skate)
Lineage: Eukaryota; Metazoa; Chordata; Chondrichthyes; Rajiformes; Rajidae
Product: ankyrin repeat and SOCS box protein 12-like
Exons: 3
Coding region: 260-1213 (317 amino acids)
Biological process (GO): positive regulation of transcription by RNA polymerase II; intracellular signal transduction
Cellular component (GO): nucleus
Molecular function (GO): protein binding; transcription cis-regulatory region binding
Source: RefSeq, a predicted model, not a curated record